Messenger RNA from Neohortaea acidophila, 1147 nucleotides. RefSeq lists its product as uncharacterized. The coding region runs from base 398 to 970 and encodes 190 amino acids. The transcript has 2 exons. The record is from RefSeq and is a predicted model, not a curated record. Lineage: Eukaryota; Fungi; Ascomycota; Dothideomycetes; Mycosphaerellales; Teratosphaeriaceae.
CCGGCUGGUCCGGAAGAGGGAGAAGAGGAAGAAGGGGAAGAAGCGAGGGGAGAGGGAGCGUGGGGCUGUUCCCAAGACCAGGAAGAAGGACCCUGCGGCUGUCGCUGUUGCUCCUGCGGCGCCUGUCGUUGUUGCGGGUGGUGGGGAUCUGCCGGACCUGCCGUACUCGUCAAUGUACGACAGGAUCAAGAGGAGGAAGCCUCGGCAGGGGUGAAUGGGAGGAUCUCUGGGGGUUGCUGGCUUCUUUGGCAGUGGAUUGGUGAAGGGGAGUGCUUUACGGGUUCGAAUUCAAUGCUGAGGAGGUGCCAAAUGGCCGGCAGUGAAUGAGCAGAUUCGCUCUGCCUACAUAUACGACUUUCUCACUGAUUAUACCUUCCGAUAUACACCACCCGACAAGAUGAGCUCCUCAGCCUCCUCUCCCCGCGAAAAGGGCAAAAACCCAGCCCACGAACCACUCCUGGAGAACAAAGACCUGGAAAAGGCUCUCGAGAGCGUCGCAAACCGGCCCGUCACGCCAAACAUCGACAACAACUUCCUCAAGCACGUUCUCAGCGACGCCAACCGAUCCCUCCAAGCCUACCGGGCCAAAGUGGCAGAACUUCAAAACAGAAUCGGCGAUUUGCAGACGGAUGUUGGCGUUGGGCAGCUCCGACAAGGCCAGCUUCAGCGAGAUGUCAAGCACUGGCAAACGAAAUACGGCGAGCUGUACCAGACGCAAAUUGCUGGACAGCAGCAGAUUAUCAAUCUGCAUACUUCUUACACGGAGAAGCUGUGGACGCUUACUGAUCACGCCAAAUGCUUGGAGGACAUGUUGAAACAAGCGAGGAAGUUGCCGGAGAUUGAGGCGAGGCUGCAGCAGGAUGGGAGGUUUGUGGAUGCUGUGGCGCGGUAUGAGGAGUUCAAGCGCGAACAUGACGAGUUUCUCUCGGGAUUUACGGCUCGUAACCGGGGUGCGCGUGGGAGGACAUGAGGUGGCUGGCUGGGAUGUGGUGUCUGGUUUGCUGAGCUGGCUGGAGUAGCACAAGUAUCACGUUGCUGCUGCACGUCUAUAGCUGUUUGCUAAGUUUGCUCCGCAGUUGGGGGUAUCAACCGGAUCCUCUCUGUACCAGAGCCGUGGGAUGAGCAGUGAGUAUAGAAGAGGGAUCGU